AUGCAGACCCUGAAUUUGGACACAGCCUAUGAAACCCUCAGUGCUGUGAGAGGAUAUUCAGGAGGAAAUGUGAUUAUAAACUACAAAUAUAAGACGCUAGAAGAGAAUCCUUUGAUAGAUGUGUGUAAAACUGGAGCAGAUCGAUGUUUUACUCUAAUAAACACUGACAGAGCAGCAGAAUGGACACAUGACGGCCGAUUCUCUGUUCAUGAUGACAGAUCUGCUCGUCUCUUACGUCUGUUUAUCAGAGAACUGAAUGAGAACGAUUCUGGAGAAUAUAAGAUUACUGUCAAAGUUUCUGAAGACUACAGUUUCUUCUCUGAGUUUCAUCUGGACAUCAGAGACGCUGAUUGUUGUCAGAAGAGCAUCAGUCUCUCCGCUGCUGCAGGAGCAUCUGUGAACAUCAGCUGCAGAUACCCACAAUCCCACAGGGCUGAUGUGAAGUUUGUCUGCAGGAGAUCUGGAUCUGAUCUCUGUGCUGAAGAGACGUCUGUGAAGGAGAGCAGAAGAUGGAGCGCUGAGGGACAGAUGCAGCUGUAUGAUGACAGAGAGCAGCAGCUCCUGACGGGAAUCAUCAGUCAUGUGACUCAACAACAUUCAGCUGAAUACUGGUGUGGAGUUCAGUCAGAUGGAGGACACAAGAGCUUCAUCACACGAGUCCUCAUCAGCGUUACUGGUACAGAUGACUUUCACACUCACAAUAAUCAACUGUUUCCUCCAGAUGAGUCUCUACACUGUCAGAAAUAG
Carassius carassius (crucian carp) is the source of this 747-nucleotide messenger RNA. RefSeq lists its product as uncharacterized. NCBI's taxonomy places the organism in Eukaryota, Metazoa, Chordata, Actinopteri, Cypriniformes, Cyprinidae. The transcript is spliced from 4 exons. Bases 1 to 747 code for a protein of 248 amino acids. The record is from RefSeq and is a predicted model, not a curated record.